This is a messenger RNA of Bacidia gigantensis, 2214 nucleotides long. RefSeq lists its product as uncharacterized. The coding region runs from base 1 to 2214 and encodes 737 amino acids. The record is from RefSeq and is a predicted model, not a curated record. The transcript has 3 exons. Lineage: Eukaryota; Fungi; Ascomycota; Lecanoromycetes; Lecanorales; Ramalinaceae.
AUGCCAACCUACACCAAUAAUCGAGGCCGUGCGAACCACUCACACGCCCUCAGGUACUUUGGGCGACAGGCAGGAGCAUCGUCGACGAGACAACAGGAAGCAGCUACAUUCUCCCACAUCCAGAUCCUAUCCAGGCCAGCCUCUGAGUACAACGAACCCGGAGACGACAACUCCAGUGAGGCGUUCAUAUCCAGGCCAUCGUUGUCGCGCGAAGUUGAAGCCGGCAUGUCAACCAUUCGCCCGACUCAGGAUACGCUAGCAAACAUGCCUUCUGGGAUGUCUUUUGCCCAGAAAGCCAGAGCAGCCGAACUCCAUGCGGCGAGAUCUCGCAAAGCAGCACAGGAGGCAGAAGACCAUGUGCCGGAUUUGGGACCCGUAAGUCUGGGAGCGUUCAAGUUCACCAAGCGCCUCACCACGCGCGCCAAAAGUCAAAAAGCCGACGGCUCUGAUGACAAGGAACAGAACCCACAACCUUUUCCAGACAAUCCACCACAGGUCUCUCUACCGCCUACUACGGCUGUUCGCCCCAGCUCUACCUCUACCAUUCGCAGUGCGUAUGAGCGACACCUGCAAGAGCAGGCUGCAGCUGCAGCCCAGCUUCGAGCAACCUAUGAAUAUGAUGAGUCGACGCCCCAGCUACCAGCCCUACGGCAGCAACCAAAACUUGAGCACCCCAGCGUCUCAUGUCACCUCUCGUCAAUCGUCCGUGAUGACACACCCGAGUCAGAAGCAGCCAUCAGAUUUUGGUGGCUCUUCAGCAAGUGGACAUGCCUUUGGCUCGAUAGAAAAUGGUGGCGCGUACAUGCAGAGACAGACCAGUGGCUCAGCCAACCAGUCCAGAUUGACGAUCCAUUUGUCAACCAGACAUUUGUGCCAAACUUUGAUGGUUACUCCGGCCAACAGUCAACACUUCCUCAACGCGCGAGUGUACGCAUGCCACCUGCUGUCAAAGGCACGCUCGACCAACAGUACCGCUUCCCUCAAGCACAUGAGGUGGGGGGUAUCAAAUCUGCUGAGCCCAGUCCUCAUGUCCGACGUCCGUCACUCGCUGGUCAAGUGUCAAAACGACCCGAAGAUUAUGCAGAGAUGCGUGCGAUGAAUGAUCCUAAGGCGGUCACUAAGAUCCUCACAAGAGAUCCUCAUCCAUACACGGGAUUCACCGCACCCAGUACCAAGCCAUCGAUGUCGAAAGCGGAAAUGCUCAUGCAAAAUCUCGAGAGGCUGACGAGCGAGAAGAGUGGACCUAAUACUGGCAGGACCGUGCUGUACGAUCCAGUGGCACAGCACUCAUCGCGCAACGCGUCGGAUCAAGAUCUCUCGAAAACCCUCCAUCCUACCACUAAUCGCAUCCCUCAGCCGUUGGAUCUCACCAAUGCUGGAGGUCCGGGACUCUACACGACGGGCAACGACAGCCUCAACACCAGCUCGACAAUCGGCCCUGCCACAGCCCGUUAUGCCCCUCUCCCCUACUCUCCACAAUACAUCGCAGAACAGGAAGAGAAGGAACCUGAACCCGAAGACGACGCCAUCCCCAUGUCCGCGAAUGAAUACAUGGCCGCCCUCGCGCAUCCACGCUCCCCAACCCAAGAAGAAAAAGACGCCGAACUCAUCGCCUGGUUCACAAACAAGCCUGCAGACCACGCCUACGUCCACGAUGUCCUCGAGCGCCAGGCCCAACGCCUCGGCAUCUUAGUCGCCGGCGCCUCCACUCCACCACAACAGCGCACCGUCCUCGCGCCUAUCGGCAGCGGGCGUAAAACUUCCUCCUCCUCCCUCUCCCGUCACCCUACGGCCUCCUCUACCCCCACUUUCACCAAUACGAACACGCCGGGCUACAAUGCUGCAGGACAAGCGAAGCAAGCUGCAAAUCAGCAGAAGGCUACGCACGAUCUGAUGGCUGGAGCGCUGAGUAGUCUGAGGAUUCAUGCGAGUAAUGAUAGGGGAGCGUCUGGGGCUGGGGCUGGGGAGGGAGGGGAUAGGCAGGGGAAUCCCUUCACGAGGUAUAAGCAGCCGCCUGCGUGGUGUAUUGAUGAUAAGAGUGAGAAGGGCCGGAGGAGCUUUUUGGGUGAUGUGGAGUGGAAUCCUCCCCGACGCGUGGGGAGGGAUCCGAGGUAUCCGGUUGUUUAUCAUGAGGGGCGGGCUACUUACUUUGAGGAUGUUGGUGGUGUUGGAGGAGGAGGAGGGGGGAGUGGGGGAAGGGGCUGGGCGAGAUAG